Molecule: messenger RNA, 1131 nt
Organism: Insectozyma verbasci
Lineage: Eukaryota; Fungi; Ascomycota; Pichiomycetes; Serinales; Debaryomycetaceae
Source: the annotation of a GenBank genome assembly
AUGAGAACUUCAUUCAUUACUUUAUUAACUAUCGCAGCUACUGCUUUAUCCGCUCCUUUACAACAACAACAACAUAAACAUCAUGUUCAUGAAAAAAGAGCAAUUGUUACCAAAGUUGUUUAUGUUGAUGCCAAUGGUAAUCCUAUUUCAGGUCCAGCUGAAACUGCAAGUGCAACUGCAGAAUCAGAAACUAUUAAAUCAAGUCCAGUUACUUUAUCAUCAGUUACUUUAUCAUCAUCAAGUUCAGCUUCAGCUUCAGCCUCAUCAUCAGAUAGUGAAUCAACUGAAACUGGCUCAUCAAGCUCAGGCUUAGGUUCAAUUUUAGGUGAUUUAAAAGCUUUUGUUGAUCCAUCACAAGAAUUUCAAGAUGGUGUUCAUGAUUGUUCAUCAGUUCCAACUGGUCAAGGUGUUAUCCCUGUUGAUUGGAUUUCAGGAUUAAAUGGUGGCUGGACUAGUAUCAUGAAAGAAAAUGGUGAUACUUCGUCAACUUGUCAAGAUGGUUUUUAUUGUUCAUACGCUUGUCAAGCUGGUAUGUCAAAAACUCAAUGGCCAUCAGAACAGCCAUCAUCAGGUAUUUCAGUUGGUGGUUUAUAUUGUAAAAAUGGUAAAUUAUACAGAUCAAAUGCUGACCAAAAAUACUUAUGUUCAUGGGGUAAAAACAAUGUUGAUUUUGUUUCAAACAUUUCAAAAAAUGUUGCUAUUUGUAGAACUGAUUAUCCAGGUUCAGAAAACAUGAACAUUCCAACUUUAUUAGAAGCUAACGGUAAUGCUCCAGUUUCAGUUGUUGAUUCAGAUUCUUAUUACACUUGGAAAGGUGGUAAAACUUCAACUCAAUACUACGUUAAUAAUGGUGGUGUUUCAGUUGAAGAUGGUUGUAUUUGGGGUACUGAAGGAUCAGGUGUUGGUAACUGGGCUCCUGUUGUUUUAGGUGCUGGUACAACUGGUGGUAAAACUUAUUUAUCAUUAAUUCCAAAUCCAAAUAACAAGGAACAACCAAAUUAUAAUAUUAAGAUCGUUGGAGAUGACGUUAAUGGUAACUGUAAAUACGAAAACGGUCAAUAUAAUGGUAAUGGUUCUGAUGGUUGUACUGUCACUGUUAAUUCAGGUGACGCUAAAUUUGUUUUCUACUAA